Molecule: messenger RNA, 1182 nt
Organism: Blumeria graminis f. sp. triticale
Lineage: Eukaryota; Fungi; Ascomycota; Leotiomycetes; Helotiales; Erysiphaceae
Source: the annotation of a GenBank genome assembly
AUGCGAAAGCAAUUACUGAGAAAUUUCGGUUUGCUAUUUCAUACUUAUCUUCAAAUAGCUGGCAGCUCAGCAUCACCGACAGCUACGUUCGCCAGUGAGCCGAAGUCGGAAUUCAGCGGCUACGUUUGUGAUGGCAAUUAUUUCAGCAAUGAACACAUUACACGAAAAAUCAAUACAGCCUGGUUUGGAUUAUUUAACGGCAAACCAGGCAGUGGUGUAGUAUCGCACUUUGAAGAUACUCGGAUUUUCUGUGGCACUUCUAAACCACUUUUCGCCGGGCCUGUUCCCAUUGAUCACUAUAUACCAGGUAGAGACAAUGUAGAAAAUAUCCGAGUUAUCUUUGACAUUGAAAGAAAUUUGGUCGGCCUUGUAAUGAUCCACGACACUGACAUCCGCCUUUGUCGUGAAAUUUUGGACUCCACCGCUUCAGCUGAUUUCAACCCAAAUUUACACGCUUUACUUGGAUACAAAUGUGGCCAUCAGAUUUAUGAGCUAGAGUACAUUGAAAAAUCCUACAAUGCAGCCCGCGCAGAGCUGCAGGAACAUGGACUCCAACAACCACGCAUGUUUCCAAUGUUGAGAAACAAAAUUGGCUCUAUUUAUCAUAAUUUCAUAAUAUGGCCUCUUUUGAUAAGCAGAAUAGUUUUUGAAAAUGGCGAUUUACGUGGCAGGGACUUUAUCGCAUUUCAAGAUGGUCUUCAUUCUCUAAGUGUAUUUCAUACCGAGGAUAACGUAGAUAAUAUCUGUCCACUCAUAUGGACGAACAUUACGCCAUUUCAUUCUACCCCAGGGUUCUUGAAAAAACACUUCGUGGCUCCCGGAAACAACGAAAGAGAAAUUGACUGCUAUGGUGAAGUGUUUAAACACGAUUACAUCAUAAAUAACAUAAAAAUUGUCAUCAAGACUCACAAGUAUCAACUAGAGAACAAACUAGACUUUAAGUAUCCAAUGCAUACCGGGAAAAGCCCUACUAAAUUCAAAUCAAAAGGCUGGUUGUGGCCACUGCAAACUCAAGAGAAACCCCGUGGAGUGCCCCGAUCAGAAUUUCAAUAUUUUUUGCACGUGGAUGAAUUAUUUCAAUACCUCGGGGUUUACUAUAUGAAAAACUCCAACUAUUUACUGUGUAUUCCUCGAAUCCUCGAAAAAUUCUCUAAUUUUACGCCUCAGUACUGUGAACUAUAG